Molecule: messenger RNA, 2410 nt
Organism: Leptopilina heterotoma
Lineage: Eukaryota; Metazoa; Arthropoda; Insecta; Hymenoptera; Figitidae
Product: KRAB-A domain-containing protein 2-like
Exons: 4
Coding region: 1358-1615 (85 amino acids)
Molecular function (GO): nucleic acid binding
Source: RefSeq, a predicted model, not a curated record
UUGUUCAGUUCUACAAAAAGGUACCCUGAACAAAUCAGGGCUUCUUACUUCUCCCAAAGUAAUUUCACUUCUAAAAGUAAACUUGUUAUACAGAUAAAGAGGCCUUCUUGUAUUAAUAAUGACAUUAUAUAUGUGCAACCUGUAGAAAAUAAUAAAAAACGAUCAAUAUUCCGAAAAUAAUUUCAUGCAAAAUAACCGCGUUAAUAAUGUGAACGAAAAUUUUACGUAUAGUAGAGAUAGGAAUCCGACAGAGGGAAUCACGUGUGACUCAUCACAUGAUAAAUAUAUAUGUCGUAGGCAGAUAGCAUAAUCCGGCAGUUAGCAAACUGCCUAGGCAGUUGGCCAAGCGCGGGCAGUUUGCAAAGUGACUGUUUUAAAAUGAAUUAGAUUAGUCAUUUGGCAAACUGCCUAGGCAGUUUGCUUACUGCCCAAGACGUUUCAGGCAGUUAGAAAAUUUUCAUUAUAAGUGUCAAUUUCUGAUUCUAAUUUCACUUUUUAUACAAGUAGAAAAUAAACAAAUGUAACAUUUCUAUAAGUUUUGUUUGAAUUUCCUGAAAAUAAUAUUGUUGUUCUUUCCAAUAAUAUAAAUAAGGCAUUAAUUAAUUGAAAAGAAGUGAAUGCAGUUCAUGAAAUAGAUUUUGAAGAGAAAUUAAAAUUACUUUUUAAAAGCCAACACGGUAGUAGAUCGAUGUGGGAUAAGGAGAAAGUUGAUAGUGUAAAAAAAAUAUUGCAACAAAAUGUGACGAAUUGUGAAAACUUAACAGCUUUGUACCAGUAUUCAAAAAGAUAUGAACUUUUACAAGUCGGAGGUGUAUGCAACAUCAUUUUAAAAUGGAAAAAUGAUUCUGAUCUUUUUGUACAUGUUUUUCCUAUAGAGGCAUAUUAUUCUAAAUUGUUAGAAGCUCACAUUCAGACUGGUCACGGAGGUCGUGAUAAGAUGCUGUAUUUUUGAAAAAUAAGUGCAACAUCCCAAGAUCUGCUUGCGAACUUUUUCUAACUUGUUGUCAAACGUGUGACAGGAAAAAAUCAGUGCAAAGAAAAAACAUUGUAGUAAAGCCAAUCGUGUCCUGAUGGCGAGUUUAAAUGGCUCUUAAACUAUCAGGAUCACGCAACUAAAUUUUUACAUUUACGACCUUUAACAACAAAACAUGCUGCAAAUGUUGCUGACGAACUUAGUAAAAUAUUUUUUACUUUUGGUGCUCCGACUAUUUUACAAAGCGAUAACGGAAGGGAGUUUGUUGCUGCAAUUAUUGAACAAUUAAUAUCAAUUUGUCCACACUGUAAAAUAGUGCAUGGACGUCCACGACAUCCUCAGUCUCAAGGAAGCGUUGAGCGAGCGAACGCUGAUGUUGAGAACAUGCUGAAAGCGUGGAUGGUCGAUAAUAAAUCGAAUAAUUGGUCUCGUGGGUGUUAUGAAGUGCAGUGGCAGAAGAACUCUUCAAAGCACAGAGUACUUAAUAGGUCGCCGUAUGAAGCUGUAUUUGGAACACGCAAAUUUGAUUUAAAUAAUACUGGCUUGCCAGAAAAUAUUUUAGAAAAUUUAAGGACUGAAGAAGAAAUCUUCUUUCACAAAUGGGGCAAACCCAAGAGAAAGAAGAUAGUCAAUUUAAUAUAAAUCAUCCCUUUCCUCAAACUUCUUCAGAAACUUCUGUUUUAAUGGAAAUUGAGCAAGUUCAACAGGAAUUAUGCACAUUCUGCGAAAAGCUUCUGGAACUGAAUUGUGUUAUUCGUUUCGAAAAAUGCAAUGUUAAAAUGCAUGACAAAUGUGGAGAGUUAGACUUGAACACAGAAGCUAACAUAAUUUGUCCAUUAUGUGCUAGAGGGAAUUCCUUGAUCAAUAUACAGAACGAUUGUUAUGAAAGGCAAAAAAGGAGAGCGGAAAAGAUGGUUACGUUUUCGGCGGAAAAUUUCCAACCACUAAUUAUUGGAGAUAGUGUUUCUCUUUCAGUUCCUAAUGUAGACCGUGGACCUUUCGAUUUUAACAACAUUUUAGGAAUAGUGACUGUCAUCCAAAACGGAGUCUAUAAAAUAGGGACACAAGAGGGAAUCAUAAAUGGAUGGUUUCCUCGAUGCGAUAUUCAAAAGACUGGGUCUCAAAUAAUUAGUUUAAGUAAUGUUAAUAAUGACAACCACAUUUCCUUGAGAGAAGCUGCUUCUAUGCAGUCAAUAAGUGGUGGUCAGGGCAUAAAAAAAUGUAAUUGUAAAGCUGCAAAAAAUCAGUGCAAAAGUAAUCGUUGUUCUUGUUUUAAAUAAAAUAUAUUGUGUGGUUCUAGGUGUCAUAAGUCAGGGAAUUGCUGCAACAAGUAAAUUGAAUUUUUCAAUUACAUUGUUCAAAAUUAUAAAGAAUAAAAGAAUGAAAAUUUUCUAACUGCCUGAAACGUCUUGGGCAGUAAGCAAACUGCCUAGGCAG